AUGCAAACUACACAUUUAAACAUUUUUGAAAAAGACAAUAAAUCCAAUGAAAAAGAGGGUGAAUCGAAAGAUGGUAUACCCGGAAGCUUUGAAUGUAAUAUAUGUUUAGACACAGUCCAAGAUCCGGUGGUGACGUUUUGCGGCCACCUGUACUGCUGGCAUUGCAUUUACAGGUGGAUUCAACGUCAAGAAACGUCACCAGAAAACCAAAACACAUGGUGCCCGGUUUGCAAAGAAGAAAUCACAGAAAAGACCAUGGUCCCAUUAUAUGGACCAAAUCUAGUCGCAAGUAAUUAUGGUAUAGAAGAGAAGGUUCCAAGAGGCGGUUUAUUAAUCCCACCAAGGCCAACUACCCCGAGGAAUCGCCAACGACUAGGCACAUCAGUACGUGAUGGCUAUCAACGACUUGCACCAACACCGUUGGCUGUAUUGCCAGCUGGUGGUCGUAGUGAUCAUAUGAAUAUUGAUAGUGUGGUGGUUCAUAGUCCGAUAAUUGGGAUGGUUGGAGAGAUGAUAUGUGGUAAGAUUUUGGGCGAUUUGGAUUCCCCUUUAUUUGGUACUCCUCCGAAUUCUUAUAAUAAUAAUCUAGCCGCUGGCGGGAUGGGUGCUCGACGGCGGACAAGUCAAGCAGAUAGAUCGCUUAGCCGUAUAUUUUGUUUAUUGUUUUGUUGUACUAUCUUCUGUCUUGUCAUGUUUACUUAA
Messenger RNA from Erigeron canadensis, 702 nucleotides. RefSeq names its product E3 ubiquitin-protein ligase RMA1H1-like. Gene Ontology annotation, biological process: ubiquitin-dependent protein catabolic process. Lineage: Eukaryota; Viridiplantae; Streptophyta; Magnoliopsida; Asterales; Asteraceae. Gene Ontology annotation, cellular component: endoplasmic reticulum. The transcript has a single exon. Gene Ontology annotation, molecular function: metal ion binding; ubiquitin protein ligase activity; ubiquitin-like protein conjugating enzyme binding. The coding region runs from base 1 to 702 and encodes 233 amino acids. The record is from RefSeq and is a predicted model, not a curated record.